This is a messenger RNA of Histoplasma mississippiense, 474 nucleotides long. RefSeq lists its product with no specific name. The transcript is spliced from 3 exons. The record is from RefSeq and is a predicted model, not a curated record. Lineage: Eukaryota; Fungi; Ascomycota; Eurotiomycetes; Onygenales; Ajellomycetaceae. The coding region runs from base 1 to 474 and encodes 157 amino acids.
AUGCACCCACCACCCAUCCCUAACUCUAUCCCCCCACCACCACCGAAAGCAGGCCAGAUCCCAGCCGCCGCCGCCUCUUCCGCUUCCACCUCCCGAUACCCACCAGCCCACCCCGCCCUGCAACAACAACAACAACAACAACAACAGCUACCACCCCCACCCCGGCCUCAGCACAACCAAUCCCUCACCCACCCGCCCGGCUACAUGCAAAACCCAGCCAUAAACGAUCCCCGCAGCGCACACACCUACACCUACACCUACACCCACAACUACCCCUACGGCGCCGCCUCCCCCGCCCCGCCAGCAAACACAAGCAACGUCGGCGGCAGCUGGCGCUGGGACGACGCCCCCGGUGGCGCGGGGGGGAGAUAUGUAUAUCAGGACGGCAGGGGGUGGCCGGGGCCGGGGCCGGGGCCGGGGCCGGGGCCAGACGAUGUCGAUGAGGAAGAUGAGCCGCUCAUAAUCCUCCAAUGA